Molecule: messenger RNA, 513 nt
Organism: Plasmodium berghei ANKA
Lineage: Eukaryota; Apicomplexa; Aconoidasida; Haemosporida; Plasmodiidae
Product: conserved Plasmodium protein, unknown function
Exons: 1
Coding region: 1-513 (170 amino acids)
Source: RefSeq, a predicted model, not a curated record
AUGAUAAUUCCCAUUUUUCUAAUUUUUUUUUUGGGAAAAUUAUGCGAAGGAUAUGUUUUAAACUUAAUUAAAGGAAGAUAUCAUAAUUUUAUUAUUCCAAACACAAAAUAUGCAGAAAAAAAACAAACAAUAAUAAAACGCCAUGUAUUUAGGAGUUAUAUGAAAAGACUGCGAAAUGCAACUGUUGAAAUUGAUAUCGAAAAUAGAAAAGAUUUAACAAAAAUUGAAAUCAUCAAAAUGUUUUUAAAAGGAGUAAGGGAAUGCAAAAAUGUCGAAAUUUUAAAAGAAAAAGCUAAAGGGCAUGUGCCACUAACAACUAAAAGAAAAUUAAUGAAACAAAAAAGAAUGAUUAAUUUGAGAAACCAUAUAAAAAAUGACAGAAUUAAAAAACAAGAAUAUGUUAAUCCCAAUCAAAAUAUUUUAAAUUUUCCAAAAAAUCAAAUAAAAAAUAUCAAUGCUGCUGUUUUAUAUUUUAAGCAUUAUUUUGGAAAAUACGAAAAUAAUGCGAAUUAA